AUGGACCGAGUACCGAAGGAAAUCCUUUCUUUGAUCGCGUCAGCAGCCGCAACAUCUGGACCUCAGAUUGAACUUGACAAGGUCUUCGAUGGCUGCUCUCUGUCCCCGUAUGCCGCAGUAUCUCGCGACUGGCAGCUCGCCUUCGAGCCUUUUGCAUUCCACACACUUGUUCUCACACGAAACAGAAUAGAUGAAGCAGAGAAGCAAGUUAUUCUUACUCAGCGACGCCUAAAUUAUGUUCGCAACAUUGCUGUUCCCAUCACAUUUCUGGAAGAAAAAAGGCGUGACAAGUUCUGUACAUCAACAAUUCAAGCACUCUUUCGGAUAUCGAAAAUGGCCCCCGAAUGA
This is a messenger RNA of Fusarium venenatum, 348 nucleotides long. The record is from RefSeq and is a predicted model, not a curated record. NCBI's taxonomy places the organism in Eukaryota, Fungi, Ascomycota, Sordariomycetes, Hypocreales, Nectriaceae.